Colletotrichum truncatum is the source of this 1803-nucleotide messenger RNA. RefSeq names its product arylsulfatase precursor. The record is from RefSeq and is a predicted model, not a curated record. Gene Ontology annotation, molecular function: N-acetylglucosamine-6-sulfatase activity; glycosaminoglycan binding. Lineage: Eukaryota; Fungi; Ascomycota; Sordariomycetes; Glomerellales; Glomerellaceae.
AUGACAGAUGACCAAGACCGCCGGCUUGGAUCCACAGACUACCAAAGCGUCCUUCAUAAGGAGCUGAUUGCCAAAGGAACAGAUUUCACAAACCACUGGACAACCACAGCCCAAUGCUGUCCCAGCCGCGCGGGUCUUCUUCGCGGACAGCAGUCCCAUAAUACGAACAUUACACAUGUCGCAGGCGCCGGUGGGAGCUAUGAUAAAUGGACUCUCGCUGGCGAGGACAACGACUAUCUGCCGCAUUGGCUAAAGAAGGCUGGAUACAGAGUUGAAUACAUCGGCAAGCUGCUGAACGGGUAUAACACGGUAAACUACAACAGUCCAGCACCAAAGGGCUGGGACUUCAUCAACAGUCUGACUGACCCGUAUACCAUGGACUUCAACAACAUAGUCAUGUCGGAGAACGGCGCACGACCACGCCACUACCCCGGCUUUCAUCAAACAGACAUUAUCAGAACUCAAUCCCUAGACAGACUUGAAUACCUAACAUCCCAAGAAAAACCGUUCUUUCUCACCAUAGCGCCCACAGUACCCCACGAGAACUACAACUUCUACGCCCCGGUCCCGCUCCUCCGGCACAAGGGGCUGUUCCCCAAUGCAACGGCGCCGCGGUCUCCGAACUGGAAUCCAUCGGACGAGUUCCAGCAGCAAAAGUCCAACUGGAUGAAGAAGUUGCGCCAGCUUAACGAGACGGAAAUUGAGCACGGCGACUGGCUAUUCCGGCAGAGGAUCGAGUCUCUCCAGGGCGUCGACGAGAUUAUUGAGGACGUGGUAAACUUGUUGGAGGAGAAGGGUGUCAUCGACAACACUUAUAUAAUCUACACAACGGACAACGGCUGGACGAUCGGCGCCAACCGCGUAGCAGCAGGCAAAGCCACACCCUACGCAGACGACACCAACCUCCCCUUCGUCGUCCGCGGUCCCGGGGUGCCGGGGGGCAUCAAGUCCGCACUCCCCGGCGCGCACAUCGAUCUCGCUCCGACAUUUCUCGAGAUUGCAGGCGUUCAGCCGCAAGACCUCCCGGAAUUUCUCGACGGCCGAAGUCUGUUCGACCAAUGGCUCUCUCCAGAGUCGGGAUACGAAGGGAAGAACGAGGGUGUGGGGAAGGAGCUCCUAAACGUUGAGUUCUGGGGAUCUCGAAUCAUCGAAGCCCCCGCAGCGUCCGUGGUCGGGUCCAUCACAACAAACAGCUACAAGACGCUCAGACUCGUCGGCGACGAAUUCUCGUGGUUGUUCAUCAAGUGGUGUACCAACGAGAUGGAGCUCUACAACACUCAGGAUGACCCCUACGAGCUGACAAACCUCAUCAACUCGACAUCCCCCUCCAUCCAACGCCUCCUGACACGCCUCAACGCGGUUCUACUCGUCACAAAGUCCUGCACACAGGGAACCUGCCGCGACCCUUGGACCGUCCUCCAACCGCCCGACUCAACGACGCGCAUCGCAUCCCUCCAAGAAGCGCUCUCCCCGUCCUUCGACCCCUUCUUUUCCUCCCUCCCGGAGAUUCGCUUCAAGGAGUGCAUGCAGUACCAGUACGCCCCUAACGAAGAACCAUUCUACCCACCCGGCGCCGCCGAUAAACUGAGCGAACACCGCAGACCAACAGACAACUUCGUCGACACCAGCGCGACAAAGGUGAUCAAGCCCGACAACACAAAGUUCUACGGCGGACCAGAGCAGAGGAACGUCAAAUGGGCCGAUGUACGCGCCGCCUCGAGGGCAUUAACAGACGACGAGUUGGGCGGCAGUCUGGACCUGAGAAGCUUCGACGAGCGGGACGUGUUGGAGUGGUAUAACUAA